Molecule: messenger RNA, 3640 nt
Organism: Sceloporus undulatus (fence lizard)
Lineage: Eukaryota; Metazoa; Chordata; Lepidosauria; Squamata; Phrynosomatidae
Product: homeobox protein meis3-B-like
Exons: 13
Coding region: 1524-2684 (386 amino acids)
Biological process (GO): embryonic pattern specification; brain development; animal organ morphogenesis
Molecular function (GO): RNA polymerase II cis-regulatory region sequence-specific DNA binding; DNA-binding transcription activator activity, RNA polymerase II-specific
Source: RefSeq, a predicted model, not a curated record
UAUACAGAGAGAGAAGCAAACAGAGCCACCUAAGAGAGAGAGGUACAGAUAGAGAGAGGGCAGGCAACCAACAAGGAGAACAUAGACACACAUACACACAUGCAUGCAGGCAAUCCAUUGGAUGCAUAUAUCCUUACGAUUAUUAUUUUGGGCCUCCCCAAAGCAUAGAUAUUCUCAUCCGCACCCUAAUAUAUUUUUCUGCCUUCCCCAGACAAAUUCCAAACUCCCAAGCAGACCAGAAAAGGAGGGCAAGGAAGAGAAGGUGCUUCAUCUAUUUCUACAUCCCUCCAUCCCUCUAUCCAUCCAUCCUUUCCAAAUGCAAGAUCUACUGCUGCUUUAAGAGAAGGAGGGGACCAGAAAUUGACAAACCCAUCUUGUGUGUGUGUGUCUCUGUCUCUGUCUCCCCCCCCCCCUCUUUUGCUUGGCUGGCCUCUCUCUGUUGGCUGAAAAGAGGGGGCUUUUUUAAGGAUCUGGAGCCUCUGGGGCGGACAGGCUGGGUGGGGGGGCUUUUGGGACCCUCUGAGCCCCCCCCACACCUCUCCUCCACCUUCUCUUCCUCUUUCUCCUCCCUCCUUUUUCUUUGCUUUUCUUUUUCAUUCCUUGCAUCUUGGCUUUUGAUAGGAUUGAAGCCUCCCCCCAACCAUUGAAAAAGAAAGGGGGGGGAGGACACACACACACAGUGGAUAUUGUCCAUGUUUUGAAGGAGGGAAGGAAGCAGCAGCUCAGGAGGAGGGGGAACAAAAAGAAGGAAAGAAAGAGAAAGAAAAGAGAAAGAAAGAAAUCAAGGCUAGGAGAGUGAGAGUGUUUUGGAGCAGGGGGUCUUGAUAGCUGUGGGUCCUCAUCACACCCCUCUCUUUCUCUCUCUCUCUCUCUCUCUCUCUUUCUCUCCUCCUCCUCCUCCCUUCCAUCCUUCCAAAAAACUACCACCACAUUGCUCCUGAGACAUCUUCUGCAAGGACCAUCAGUCACUUGGAAGUCUGACAGAUCCCUCAAGGCUUGAUGGACAGCUACUUGGGAGAAAGGAGAUCCCUCCAAGCAAGAAAAUAAAGCCCCCCCUCAUUUUAUUUUAUUCUAUUUUAUCUUUUUAACACAUAAGACCACAUUCAUGGAAACCUCAAGCCGGCACCCGACUAACCCACCUGCUUAGUUUUUCAGACUCCAAAGGCUGAAAUUUGGGGACAUUGUUGAAAUUCUUCUUUGAAACUCUUGACCAAGCUGCAAGGCAACUGUCCCUCUGGGUUUGGAGAGAAAAAUCAUUAUAUAUGAAUAUAUAUAUUAUUUGUUUUCAAACAGCAGCAACAACUAAGAAAACUAAAAUCCUUUCUUCUUCAUCAUCUUUUUGGCAACAUUGUCCUAAUUUUUUAUUAUUGCUCUCCUCCUCUUCCUUGGUUUUGUUGGAAUGAUGGACUUAAGGAGGGAGCCAGAAUGAAAGACCCCUUCUUUGGAAAGGACUGAAGUUUUCCCUGGAAACUUUAAAGCCGUAAGGAAAAGACACGCUGGAGGAUAACAUUUAGGACUAUCUGAUGGCACAAAGGUACGAUGAGUUGGUCCAUUACGCCGGGAUGGAGGGGGUCUCUCUGCCGGGGGCCGGGGGCUUUGCAGACCCCCACCCAGGAAGCCGGGCCCUGGGCCCCCACCCUCUCAGCCAGGCCUCUCCCUAUGGCUCCGCAGGGGUCAGCACCCACAGGCCUGGCAUGCCUCCCGGGCUGGGUACCAAUGAUGCCCUGAAGAGAGAAAAAGAUGAAAUCUAUGGGCACCCCUUGUUCCCGUUGCUGGCCCUGGUCUUUGAAAAAUGUGAACUGGCAACUUGCUCUCCCCGGGAUACGUCUGGCUCUUAUCCAGGAGGAGACGUCUGUUCGUCGGAUUCCUUCAAUGAAGACAUUGCCGUCUUUGCCAAACAGGUUAGGACAGAAAAGCCUUUAUUUUCUUCCAAUCCUGAGCUGGAUAACUUGAUGAUCCAGGCCAUCCAAGUCCUGAGGUUCCACCUUCUGGAGUUAGAAAAGGUACAUGACCUCUGCGACAACUUCUGCCACCGUUACAUCACCUGCCUCAAGGGGAAGAUGCCUAUCGACCUGGUCAUCGAUGACAGAGACGGGGGCUCCAAGUCUGACCUGGAAGAUUUCGGUGGGUCUUGCGCCAGCCUCUCUGAUCAGAACAAUUCCUGGAUCCGGGACCAUGACGAAACAGGAUCUACGCAUUCGGGAACGCCGGGACCCUCCAGUGGUGGAAUUGCGUCGCAAAGCGGAGAUAACUCCAGUGAACAAGGGGACUGUCUAGACAACAGCGUGGCCUCCCCCAGCACAGGAGACGACGAUGACUUAGACCGAGAUAAAAAACGGAACAAGAAGCGAGGCAUCUUCCCCAAAGUGGCCACAAACAUUAUGCGCGCAUGGCUAUUUCAACACUUGUCGCACCCUUAUCCCUCAGAAGAACAAAAGAAACAAUUAGCUCAGGAUACGGGACUGACGAUCUUGCAAGUGAAUAACUGGUUUAUUAAUGCCCGGCGGCGCAUAGUUCAACCUAUGAUCGAUCAAUCAAAUCGGACGGGUCAGGGUGCACCGUACAGUCCCGAUGGGCAACCGAUGGGAGGCUAUGUCAUGGAUGGGCAACAGCACAUGACGAUCCGUCCCCCAGGACCAAUGGGAAUGACAAUGGGCAUGGAGGGGCAAUGGCACUACAUGUAAAGCUCACUGCUGGCACCAGAGGGGAAGUUGCCAGAUAAGGUUAGGGGUGCUGGCCAACACACCCCACCAGGUUUAGGGGCACAAGACCUGUGGCACCUCAGGGUCCAGCAUGCCCUUCCUGCUGACUUCUCCCGCGGUCUGCAAGAACGUGCCAUAGACUGUUCUCCCUCCUCGCCAACCCCCGAUGCACGCCCACCGUCCGCACUGCCACACACGACCCGAGGAAGCAACCCUCAACAACCCACCCGGACGGAUUGAAUACGGAUGGGGUGUCCCGUGUUAUCAUCCCUGUCCCAGCUCUUUCUUCAACCCUUUGUUGCCAAAUGAAAAGCCGAUCCAACAGCGCGCAGCCAAGACCUCAAAGAGUUCUGACCCUCCGAGUGGCGUCUCAUAAACCAAGGUUUGGGGACCGGUCGACAGAUCACAAUAAGCCAGCCGGCCUGAGAUGGAAAGGAGUCUCUCCCUCCCCAGCACUGAAAGAAGAAAGAGAUGGACAGCCACCGCCAUCCUGAAAGAGAGACAUGGGCAGUGGGAAGGCUGAGGGGUUAAUGUUGGAUUUGUUGGGGUCUGUUCUGUAUUUCGUUUCCCUCCACCACCCGCGGACCAUGCGCACGUUUGUACACUCUCUGCCACCGCCAAGGAGGCCUGGCUCAGCUCCGGGCCUCAUUUUCCCUCCACGGACUUCUUUUCCAAGCAAGACGAUGUUCAAAGCAGGGUUUGGGUUUUUUUAUUUUCCUUUCCAUUUUUGUUAUAUUCCCUCCCCUUCCUCCUCCUUUCUUCCUUCCGGAGGUUUUAAUUAUUAAUUAAUUAUUGGUGUUGAUGCUCAGAAAGGGGAAGUAAAUUAAAUGGUACUUUUGAUUUUCCUUUUGAGUUCCUUUUUGGGUUUGUUUUUUUUAAUGUGCUUUGUUUUUUUUAAAAAAAAAGAAAAAUGGAAAUAAUUCGAGAAAAAAGAAAAU